GGCUGCGACCUUGGAGGGGGGAGGUUGUGGAGGAGGAGCCAGCCAACGCCCAGGGCGGAGGGCUUACGGCCCCGCCCCCUGGCGACUCAGGCGUCCCUAACGACCAACUGCGCCAACCGCAGGUGAGAGCAAUCUCCUGGGUCCCCGGAGCAGAGUCCCAGGGAAGAAGGUGUCACUCAAUACCACCUCAGGGCAGCCUGGAGACAGCCGGCCGGACUAAAGCCAACCAGUGAAUGAUCCACGACCCCCCAUCCCGCAUCCUGCCUGCAUCGAGGAUCUUCCAGUUUAAGAAGUUUCCUGUUGCAAGUUGCUAAAGGGCUUCCUGCCCUUGCCUCGCCCGCAGCCAACAUGCAGGACAUCCCAGCGACAUCACCCGGCCCUGGGUCUCGCAGCCAAUCGGCGUUUAACAUCCAGCGCCAGGCAUCCGCCGUAAGCGGUACCAGCUCAGGGCCUCCACCCAUGAAGACCGGCCCAAGCCCUGCCCCAGCCCACCUGAAGCCCAAGGCCCCAAAUGUCCGGCGCAUGCGCCGGAUCAUCUCUGAGGACGCAGAGUGGACACUGGCCAUUGUACCACUCCUUACAGAACUCUGCAUUCAACACAUCGUCAAGAACUUCCAGAACAACCCUAUCCUGAAGCAGCUGCUCCCAGAGCACCAGCAGAAGGUCCUGAGCCACCUGCCCCCUGACCUGCCGCUGACGGUGACUGCCAACUUGAUCGAAGAUGAGAGCUAUUGGCACCGCUGCUGUGUCAAGCGCUGGCCUGUGUGCCACGUGGCCAAGCACGGUGGCAGCUGGAAGCGAAUGUUCUUUGAGAGACACCUGGAGAGCCUGCUGAAGCUCUUCAUCCCGGGUACCACGGACCCCAAUGUGAUCCUGGACCUGCUGCCCCUCUGCAAGAACUACGUGCGCCGAAUCCAAGUGGAUCAGUUCCUGCCGCCCGUGCGGCUGCCAACCCCGCCCCAUCCUGACGACCAGUCCGACUCCGGCAGUGAGGGGGAGGGGAACGAGCCUGAGAAGGACCACUACCAGCUGGAGGAGCUGGUGGCUGGCCUCAAGCACCUGGAGGAGCUGGACCUGGUGUACGGUGUCAAAGACUGUGGCAUGAACUUUGAGUGGAACCUCUUCCUCUUCACCUUUAGAGACUGCCAGUCUCUGGCGACCACCAUCAAAGCUUGCCACACCCUCAAGAUCUUCAGGCUGACCCGAAGUAAGGUGGACGACGACAAGGCGCGCAUCCUGAUCCGAAGCCUGCUGGACCACCCGGCCCUCGAGGAGCUGGACCUGUCCCACAACCUCAUUGGAGACCGUGGAGCCCGAGCGGCAGCCAAGCUGCUGAGCCACAGUCGCCUGAGAAUACUCAACCUGGCCAACAACCAAGUGCGGGCGCCCGGGGCACAGUCGCUGGCCCACGCCCUGGCCCACAACACCAACCUCGUCUCCCUCAACCUCCGCCUCAACUGCAUCGAGGAUGAGGGCGGCCAGGCAAUCGCCCAUGCCCUGGAGACGAACAAGUGCCUCACCACCCUGCACCUCGGUGGCAACGAGCUGUCCGAGCCCACAGCCACACUCCUAUCCCAGGUGCUCCCGGUCAACACCACACUCAUCAGCCUCAACCUCUCCUGCAACCAUAUUGGGCUGGAUGGUGGGAAGCAGCUCCUGGAUGGCAUGUCGGACAACAAGACCAUUCUGGAGUUUGACUUGCGUCUGUCAGAUGUAUCCCAGGAGAGCGAGUACCUCAUUGGCCAGGCUCUGCAUGCCAACCGAGAGGCCACCCGCCAGCGGACCCUGAAUCCUGGCCACUUCAUGUCACCCAUCACUAAAAACUGCCCUGAGAAUUCAGUAGGCUAAGAUGGGGGCAGGGUGAAACGGUGAUCUGAUGGGUCACUGUGGCAGCCAGACCUUCAUUUCACACCCUUCCUGUGCCUGUCCCUGGUUCUGAGGA
Molecule: messenger RNA, 1942 nt
Organism: Peromyscus eremicus (cactus mouse)
Lineage: Eukaryota; Metazoa; Chordata; Mammalia; Rodentia; Cricetidae
Gene: Tcte1
Product: t-complex-associated-testis-expressed 1
Exons: 6
Coding region: 349-1848 (499 amino acids)
Biological process (GO): flagellated sperm motility
Cellular component (GO): sperm flagellum
Molecular function (GO): protein binding
Source: RefSeq, a predicted model, not a curated record